Abrus precatorius (Indian licorice) is the source of this 477-nucleotide messenger RNA. RefSeq names its product MLP-like protein 43. Gene Ontology annotation, biological process: defense response. The record is from RefSeq and is a predicted model, not a curated record. The transcript has 2 exons. The coding region runs from base 16 to 477 and encodes 153 amino acids. Lineage: Eukaryota; Viridiplantae; Streptophyta; Magnoliopsida; Fabales; Fabaceae.
AGAGUAGAUCGAGAGAUGGCUCUAAGCGGGAAAGUGGAGACUCAAAUAGAGAUUCAAGCACCCGCAGCUAAGUUCUACCACAUCUUUAGAAAGCAAAUUCAUCAUAUUCCUAAUAUCUCUACUGAACAUGUACAUGGAGCCAAAGUGCAUCAGGGUGACUGGGAAAAUGUUGGUUCUGUCAAACACUGGGACUACACCAUAGAAGGAAAGAAAACAAGUGCCAAGGAGAAAAUUGAAGCCAUAGAUGACCAUAACAAGACAAUAACAUACAGCCUCUUUGAUGGGGAAGUGAGUGAGAGUUAUAAGAGUUUCAAGGUCACUUUACAAACAAUUGAUAAGGAAAUUGGUGGGCUUGUGAAAUGGACCAUCGCAUAUGAAAAGCUGAGGGAGAACAUUACAGCUUCAUCUCCUGAUUCCUACUUGGACUUUGCUAUUAAGGUCACAAAAGAUAUUGAUGCUCAUCUUGUCAAGGCGUAG